AUGGCGACCAGUAUGCGUGGACUCACGCAGUUCAUUGCGGAUAUUCGCGGCGCGAGAGUUCGCGAGCUAGAGGAGAAGAGAAUCAACAAGGAAAUGGCGAACAUCCGGAAGAAGUUUAAAGACGGAAACUUGGAUGGAUAUCAGAAGAAGAAAUAUGUUGCGAAAAUCAUCUUCACCUAUAUAUUGGGUUACAAGGUUGAUGUUGGGCAUAUGGAAGCCGUAAACCUUAUAUCGAGUUCGAAGUAUAGCGAAAAGCAAAUUGGAUAUCUGGCAGUUACCCUUUUGAUGCAUGAAAACUCUGACUUCCUCCGUCUUGUUGUCAAUUCCAUUCGCAAGGAUCUAGAUGCCAAUAAUGAAGUUGAUAAUUGCCUUGCUCUUCAUGCAAUCGCCAAUGUAGGCGGAAGCGAGAUGGCGGAGGCUCUAGCAGAAGAUGUGCAUCGUUUGUUGAUCUCUCCCACUUCCCAGAGCUUCGUUAAAAAGAAAGCUGCUUUGACCCUCCUCAGAUUGUACCGAAAGCAUCCGGAAGUCAUCCCUGCCACGGAGUGGGCACUGAGAAUAGUUUCCAUAAUGGACGACCAGGAUUUGGGUGUGGUGGUUUGCGUCACGAGUUUGGUUAUGGCUUUGGCGCAAGAUAAUUUAGAUGCCUACUCCGUAUGUUACACGAAAGCAGUCGAUCGACUGAAUAGACUUGUCAUUGAACACGAAUAUGCUGCGACAUACGCAUAUUAUAAAGUUCCAACACCUUGGCUACAAGUAAAGCUUCUCCGGCUUUUGCAAUACUAUCCGCCCUCUGAGGACCCGACUAUAGGUUCAGUGCUGUACCAGGUAUUGCAGGCAAUCAUGAAUAACUGUGCGGAGCCAUCGAGGAACGUGCAGCACAACAAUGCUCAGCAUGCGAUUUUAUUUGAGGCAAUCAGCCUCGCGAUUCACCUUGAUACAAACUCACCUCUGGUGGGAACUGCAGCAGUUUUGCUCGCGCGGUUCAUUUCCUCUAAAGAAACCAACGUCAGAUAUCUGGGUCUAGACACUUUGGCUCAUCUAGCCGCUCGAGCAGACUCCCUCGAAGCCAUCAAGAAGCAUCAAAGCACAAUAAUCCUCUCUUUACGUGACAAGGAUAUAUCAGUACGGAGGCGUGCUUUGGAUCUUCUCUACAGUAUGUGUGACGUUGACAACUCGGAGCUUAUUGUCGGCGAGCUGCUGCGGUACCUCAAGGUCGCUGAUUAUGCGUUGCGAGAGGAAAUGGUCCUCAAAAUAGCGAUCUUGACCGAAAAGUAUGCCAAUUCAUAUAAGUGGUAUGUUGAUACCAUUCUGCAACUCAUCAGCGCAGCUGGGGACCACGUUGGGGACGAAGUUUGGUAUCGGGUGGUCCAGAUCGUUACAAAUACCGAAGACUUGCAGGAAUAUGCAGCAAAGGUUGUGUUUGAGCAUCUGAAGGCCCCGUCUACCCACGAAAGUCUUGUGAAGGUCGGAGGAUAUAUUCUUGGUGAAUAUGGUCAUCUUAUUGCCAAUGAAGCUGGGUAUAGUCCACUCGAGCAAUUUCAACUUUUGCACUCGAAAUCUCAAUAUUGUGUGGCUGCGACACGCUCUCUCCUUCUGUCGACGUAUAUCAAAUGGGUUAACGUCUUUCCGGAAAUCAAGCCCCAGCUACUAAACAUCUUCGAUCGAUAUCGGCACGUUCUUGACUCUGAGCUUCAGCAACGGGCUUGCGAAUUUUUUGCGCUUGCCUCGAGGUCAGAUGACGAUGAAUUGCUGCAGAAUAUUUGCGAAGAGAUGCCACCCUUUCCGCCCCGUGUCAGUGCUUUGUUAGGUAGGCUCAAUCGAAAGCACGGAGACACAGAAGAUAAACGAACAUGGAUACAUGGUGGAAAGGAGGCUAACUUGGACCGCGAAGCCACAAAGCGCAAAACUUUUCUCGUCGAAAAUAACGGAACGGCGUCGUCAGACAAUCAAGGAAUUAUGGACUCUCUUGCCGGUUUGGACAUGAGUUCACCCAGCAUCCAAGCUAUUGGUUCUUCCCCCCAAGAAUAUCCUCCUCCCCUCCCCUCCGACAACACGCCUCGUCUCACCAUCGGGCCAAACGUUGAUCGUUGGUUCGAAAAACUUACAUACACUGCAGAGGGUGUGCUCUAUGAGGAUAUCCAAAUUCAGGUCGGCAUCAAGUCUCGUUAUCAGGGCCACAUCGGACAACUUGCAGUGUAUUUGGGGAACAAAGUGUCUGCCCCAUUGACCUCUUUCACCACCACCGUUCACGUCAAUGAUCCGGAAGCUCUCAUUGUCACUUUUGCAAAGAUUCCGCCAAGCACGAUCGGGCCCCGAAGCCAAACACAACAACUGCUUCACAUCGAGUGCAAAAAAACCUUUACAACCCCACCAAUCCUCACUGUAUCCUUUCUAGCUGGAUCCCACCAGACAAUUGCUAUCCGCCUUCCCGUUGUCAUCACGAAAUUUUUCGAGCACGUCAAGCUUGGUCAAUCCGAUUUUUUCGAGCGAUGGAAAUUAAUUGGAGGUCCGCCGCGAGAAGCCCAGAGCAUUUUCCCCAUCGAUCUUACUCUAAAUGAUCAGCUUGAUCUGCCGAAACAUCGUUUGAUUGUAUCUGGCCACCGUUUGAACAUACUGGACGACAUAGACCCAAACCCAAGCAAUCUAGUCGCCGCUGGUGUCCUGCAUAUGUCUGUCGACGGAAAAGUCGGGUGUUUACUCCGACUAGAACCUAAUCGUGAGGCCAAGUUAUGUCGUUUGACCUCAAGGAGUACGUCAGAAGAGGUCGCUGCUGAGGUAUUGAAACUCAUACAGAAGGCCUUGUCGACUGGUCCUCGGUCGUAACUCAUGGGGCUCAUGAUAAAUAUAAGUAUGGAUACAUUUUAACAUCCACUUGUACGCAGUCCGAUAGUGGCACCCAGUGCAAGCUCAAAUCCGACCCGAGAUUCACCGAACCCCCUAAAACUGUCAACGCCGGAAAACACCUUUUAACAAACCUCUCUUUGGCUUUCCCAGAUCAUCCGAUAGGUCGCCAAGACCUUCCGCAGGGUAUUGUCGUGUAUCAUCGUUGGCGCCCAACGACAGCACAGAAUCGGUCAAUGGAGCUUUCAUGUGAACUACCUGUGGGCUCUGACUAACUCUUGGUUGGCGGCUCUCAAAUGGCGAGUUCGUGAAAGUUAGAGGAGUGAGAUUCACACUGCUGUCUGGUGAGAAACCGUGGCGGGAAUCACUUGAUCCUGAAGGAGGUGGCGCAGUUGAUGGUCUAGUCAUUUUUCGUUGGUCCCGCCUGCCAGAUGAUGUCAAGAUGGGAGAAGACGGCAUCUUUUCUGAAGGUGAAGUAGGAGAACUAGGGUAGUUGUGAACUUUUGUCUGUUGUGUGGAAUCUGCCGAUAUACUCGUUGCGAGUUGGCUAACCCUGAGUAAAGCCUGCUCUUCAACCUCUAAACAUUUUGCACGAAAUUCUUCCAAGAUUGGGUCACCGUUGUGAGUAGACUGUGCAUGGAAUUGUUUUGAGUUCCUGAUAACCGCAGAAGUGAUAAUCGCCAGUUGUCUGGGAACAUCAAGAAGAUGUGGAGUGACUGAGAUGGCUUCGCGGUCCAGAAUAGACAUUAUCUUUGCG
Laccaria bicolor S238N-H82 is the source of this 3598-nucleotide messenger RNA. RefSeq lists its product as uncharacterized. The transcript is spliced from 11 exons. Gene Ontology annotation, molecular function: clathrin-cargo adaptor activity. NCBI's taxonomy places the organism in Eukaryota, Fungi, Basidiomycota, Agaricomycetes, Agaricales, Hydnangiaceae. The record is from RefSeq and is a predicted model, not a curated record. Gene Ontology annotation, biological process: clathrin-dependent endocytosis; intracellular protein transport. Bases 1 to 2823 code for a protein of 940 amino acids. Gene Ontology annotation, cellular component: membrane coat; AP-2 adaptor complex.